CUCGGGUCCAAAUCAGGUCCCAAAGUCUCAUGCCACCUACAGGGGUCCCGCGGCCUCACAACCCCUCUUUUUGAUUUCCUUUCAUCGGGAAUAAGCAAGGUGAAAGGUUACAACAACGCUUGCACAAUGGCAUACCCAGAGAAUGUCGGCAUCAAGGCUAUGGAGAUUUAUGUCCCGGCCCAAUGCCUGGACCAAUCCCUCUUCGAGAAAUACCAAGGCGUGUCAACUGGCAAGUACACCAUUGGACUGGGCCUCCAGUACAUGAAUUACUGUACGGAUAGAGAGGACGUCUGUUCGCUGGCCCUGACUGCUGUGUCUUCACUGCUUCACAAGUUCAACAUCGAUCCCAAUUCUAUCGGACGUCUGGAAGUCGGCACUGAAUCGCUCAUCGACAAGGCCAAGUCUAUCAAAUCAGUUCUCACGACAUUGUUCGAGCCAUCUGGCAACACAAGCCUGGAAGGUGUUGACACCAUCCACGCCUGCUAUGGUGGCACCAAUGCCUUGUUCAAUGCUGUCAAUUGGGUCGAGUCUCGUUCAUGGGACGGUCGAGAUGCCAUUGUCGUUACAUCAGACAUCGCGCUCUACAAGGAGGCUUCCUCCCGUCCAACCGGUGGCGCUGGUUGUGUCGCCAUGCUUGUCGGCCCAAACGCACUACUUUCGCCAGAGCCAAGCCUGCGAGGUGUCUAUAUGACCCACGGUUAUGAUUUCUACAAGCCUGAUCUCAAGGUCGAGUAUCCCAUUGUCAACGGCCACGAAUCUAUUGUCUGCUACCUUAGCGCUCUGGAUAAAUGCCACAAGGACCUGCUCCGUCGUGCCGAAGCCGCCAGGGGCAAGCUUGAUGGCGAUGGAUGCAAGGCUGUUAAAAAGAAUGUCCUUGACCUUUUUGACUACAUGGCCUUUCAUACGCCAAAUUGCAAACUGGUCAGCAAGUCAUACGGUCGACUCAAGUACAACGACUGCCUGAGAUCGAUGGACGAUGCUGACUGGGAGGGAAUCCCCGAUGAGCUGCGCAAGCUGGGUUACCAAGAGUCCCUGAGAGACAAAGUAUUGGAGAAAACCCUCGUGGCUGUAACAAAGGAUCAGUUCAAAGGACGAGUUGAGCCAUCUAUUGUUGCACCCUCCUUAUGUGGAAACAUGUACACAAGCAGCCUCUACUGCUCGCUCAUCAGCUUGAUUAGCAACAUUGAUCUUGCAGCUGCACAAGGCAAAACCAUCGGCAUGUUUAGUUACGGAAGUGGUACUGCUAGUACCCUUUUUGGCCUGAAAAUAACUGGUGAUCUCACCAAGAUGGUCGAAAAAAUAAAUUUAAUGGAUCGCCUGAAGCAGCGACACGUCUCAACCCCUGAGGAAUACGAAGAGGCCUGUGCUCUCCGAAUGAAAGCCUACGGGAGCAAGAAUUACAAGCCUGUUGGUGAUGUAGCGUCACUGGCAGCGGGAACAUACUAUCUCGAAAAUAUUGAUGAGGUGUACAAGAGGACCUAUAAUGUAAAAUAAAACGAGGUGAGCCAAUGCAGAAGAGGCAAAAACCUUGGUACAUGUACCAUGGUGCGAAGACUAGAGGAAGAUUUUGGUAGCGUUUAUUUUCCUUUUGUACACUAUAAUCUAUCUUGAUAGAUAAAAUAGGCUAGUAAGGCCACAACCUUUUACUUACGCAUUAAUG
Messenger RNA from Xylona heveae TC161, 1660 nucleotides. RefSeq names its product hydroxymethylglutaryl-CoA synthase. The transcript is spliced from 5 exons. Lineage: Eukaryota; Fungi; Ascomycota; Xylonomycetes; Xylonales; Xylonaceae. Gene Ontology annotation, biological process: ergosterol biosynthetic process; acetyl-CoA metabolic process. Gene Ontology annotation, molecular function: hydroxymethylglutaryl-CoA synthase activity. Bases 127 to 1494 code for a protein of 455 amino acids. The record is from RefSeq and is a predicted model, not a curated record.